Messenger RNA from Fulvia fulva, 636 nucleotides. RefSeq lists its product as uncharacterized. The record is from RefSeq and is a predicted model, not a curated record. Bases 1 to 636 code for a protein of 211 amino acids. The transcript is spliced from 3 exons. NCBI's taxonomy places the organism in Eukaryota, Fungi, Ascomycota, Dothideomycetes, Mycosphaerellales, Mycosphaerellaceae.
AUGAACCAGAUGAACAACCCUCUCAUGCAGCACAUGAGCAUACGCGAAAGCGGCCUACCUCAAGGGAGAAGAUAUGCUGGAUAUGGCAUCUCACCUGUAGGCCCAGGCGAUCCCCACCCAGCCCAUCAAAUGAACUUCAUGAGCCCCAUGGCCAACCUCGGCAUGAACCAACACCCCUUCGCGGCAGGCCGCUACCCCUUCCCACACCACCCCAUGCCCUUCCAAGGCGUCGGAGGUGGUGGCGGCAUGGGCCCCUUCCCCGGCGGAAGUCUACCAGGCAUGAACCCCAUGGCACCCCCCAUGGGAGGCGGCAUGAUGAACCCAAUGGCCGCAAUGGGCGGCAUGAACGCCAUGAACAUGAACCCCAUGAUGUCCUACAUGUCGCCCCAUCUGCUCGAGCUCCUCGGCGGCGGGAUGAACAUGUACGACGACGACGACACAGGAGUGUGGGAUGGAGAUGAUGAGGAUGAGAAUGGAAUUAUUCACCCGAGAAGAGGGAACAGGAGGAUGCGGAAACGUCGUGGAGGUAUGAUGCCGUUUGGAGCAAUGGGCAUGAAUCCGAUGGGCAUGGCUGGUAUGCCGCGAAUGAUGCCAGGAAUGCCGAUGGGGAUGCCUGGUAUGAUGUCUGUGAUGUGA